Messenger RNA from Conger conger (European conger), 2041 nucleotides. RefSeq names its product p53 apoptosis effector related to pmp22 (gene perp). The transcript has 3 exons. Gene Ontology annotation, biological process: cell-cell adhesion. Gene Ontology annotation, cellular component: membrane; cell-cell junction. The record is from RefSeq and is a predicted model, not a curated record. NCBI's taxonomy places the organism in Eukaryota, Metazoa, Chordata, Actinopteri, Anguilliformes, Congridae. The coding region runs from base 118 to 675 and encodes 185 amino acids.
GUUUGUGAACGCGGGCGGGGCGCUCUCUCUCUCAGUUUUGCGCUUCGCUGUGGGCUGAGUGGACGGCGUUCUUGCGCUUCCAGAUAGGCGGCUAAUAACUUAUCAAUUCUACUGAAGAUGUUUCGCUGUGGCAUCGCGUACCCACGAUGCAGGUGGAUAGCGCCCCUUAUAUUGCUUUUUGCAAUUAUAUUUGACAUCAUUGCUAUCGCGGCAACCUCUGGAUGGGUCGAGGACGAGGGUGCGAAGUCUCACUACGCGAGCAUGUGGAAGUACUGCCGAGGCAGGAACGACGACUGGGAAUGCCCGUCUCUUAUGGAAUUUCCUUGGGCUCAGGCAGUAGCAGCUCUGAUGAUCUUGGGCCUCCUCAUCCUCAUUGUGGCCUUCAUCCUCUCCUGCAUUGCCCUCUGCCCUGCAGUCAACAUCACCCUGCUGCCUCUCAUCGGGAUCCUGCUCCUGGUCGCUGUGGUCCUGCAGGUGAUCGCCCUGAUCAUCUACCCCGUGAAGUUCAACGAGCGCAUCUUCGAGGGCCGCUACUUCUACACCUGGGCCUACGGCUUCGGCUGGGGCGCCACCAUCCUGAUGAUCGGCUCCACCGCGCUCUUCUGCUGCCUUCCCCGGUACGAGGACCAGAUGCUCGGCCUCACCAAGACCAAGUACCUCUACAGCUCCGCCUAGAGGCCGGAGGCCCGCACUGCGACCUUCCCCGGGACAGGCAUUACGUUACUUUAGUUACUUAGCUGACACUUAUAUUAUCCGAAGUGACUCGCAGUUGAUUGGACUAAGCAGGGGACAUUCCCCCCCCCAGAGCAAUGCGGGGUUAAGGGCCUUGAACCACCAACCCUCUGGGUCCCAGUCAUGUACCUUAGCCGCCCAGUCAUGUACCACCGUCCCUGCCCUGAUGCUUCCUCUUUGGGUUCACUUAUGGGAUGACUUUAAAAAAAUAAUUUUGAGGUAUAAGCCCUCAUUAAUGUUCACUGUCAGUUUGCAGAAUGUAGUCUUGAAUAGGGAAUGAUGUAUAGGAAACUCUGUUAAUCCCUGAAGACCAUGGGAAAAAGGGAAAAUGUGUGGGAAGGUUUUUUAGUAUUUGCUAUUGUCCUUCCAAAUGUGGGUUUGUUUUUCCCAUUGUCUUUCUGAAUCUGAACCCUCCCUGAACCCUUAAAGUGGGCUAUUGGGAAUAUCUUCCUCCAAAGUGCUCUUAAUGUCCCGCAUUCCCACUACUCCACCGGGAUCCUGUGUAAUCCCAUCUCUUAUCGAUGUUCAGCCAACGGCUGUGAAAUGGAAAAAUCACUUUAUCAGCUUACUGUGUGCUGCAAGCUAACACAAGCAGGUCACGGUUUCACUGAGUGAAAUUAUUUUUAACAAGCGAUGCAAAUGGAAAACUGUUGACACUCGGAUUGUGUCUUAAUCUCCCGUUGUUGUUUUUAAGCCUCAGUCAUGGAAUGAAAUGCUUUUUAUGCUAAGCGAGCGGAUUUCUGAAAUGUUCUGUGUGUAUUCCCCAUUAAACUGAGAAGUCAUUUGUGUGCCCAGAUCUCCAAUUGAAUUAGAGAAAGCAAAGUACACUUUGUUCAAUAAAUGAAUGCAAACUUGAACGUAGAGAACAACAGCAUAUGUAUCUCUCUCUCUCUCUCUCUCUCUCUCUCUCUCUCUCUUUUGCAAAAUCAAUAAGUAUACAAUAAAGAGGGAAAUAUAUAUUGUGUAAAAUAUGACUAGUCCAUCACAUAUUUUAAAUGCAGUAAAAAUAUUGAAUAUUACUGUUAGGGACACAGCAAGCCUGUCUUGUACAAACAAACAUAUCAGAAGCUGAAUGUUUGAUCAAUACCUCAGGAUAAUUGCUGUUAUUUAAAAACCUCUGACAGAAAUGUGCCUUAAUGUGCAUUUAGAGUUUCAUAAAUUACCAACAUAUCACAUCCGAUUCCUUUGUAUUCCUGUUGUGUUGCUUAGAAUGCAUAUAUUUACAAUGCAUUACAUAUCAUUGCUAUAAUGUACAGAGAUCUAAUGUCAAAUGUUGUGUUUUUUAUGCAAUAAAGUAUUCUAAACUUCA